Molecule: messenger RNA, 303 nt
Organism: Nakaseomyces glabratus
Lineage: Eukaryota; Fungi; Ascomycota; Saccharomycetes; Saccharomycetales; Saccharomycetaceae
Source: RefSeq, a predicted model, not a curated record
AUGAGUUCCCAAGCCUUCGCUCUGUGUCGCAAAAGGUUUUUCCACUGUCUUUCGCAGUUGCGAUGCACAAUUUUCCAGAAUCUUACGGCUUGUGGCAGUGUUGGCCCGCGACGAUCCUCUGGCAACCCUGGAUCGUUACCUUCCUGGGAUGGCCAUUGCAGCCAGUGGCUACCACAGGAUCAUAGAUGGGGCCCCCUGCCCUCCGAGCCCAAGACCAUGCCUAGGUUUGAGCCUAACCUCAGCCUAACCUCAGCCUGGCCACAGCCUAAGCUAAGUCCAGGAUCCAAGGUUAGGCUCCAGUAG